Messenger RNA from Aspergillus vadensis CBS 113365, 696 nucleotides. Its product is annotated as iron-sulfur cluster assembly protein CIA2. Lineage: Eukaryota; Fungi; Ascomycota; Eurotiomycetes; Eurotiales; Aspergillaceae. The transcript has 2 exons. The record is from RefSeq and is a predicted model, not a curated record. Gene Ontology annotation, biological process: iron-sulfur cluster assembly. The coding region runs from base 1 to 600 and encodes 199 amino acids.
AUGGAGUCCUCGAUGCAGAAUUCGAAUCCGACUAUUUUGAAUGCUGCAGAUCUUCCCACCCGUCUGCGUCCUACAUCAUGCAAAGCGGGCACUUACGGAGGCGGAAUCCUUGCGUCAGCGCUCCCCUCUCUAGCGGAUCCCACCAACUUCAGUCUUAGUGAAUCGGAAGAGUCUGAUGAAGAUGUUGAUUUGAUGGAAGAGCCGAUUGAUGAACAGGAGAUCUACGAUCUUGUGUCGACCAUAUCCGACCCCGAGCAUCCCAUUUCACUUGGAGCUUUGGCAGUCGUUUCGCUGCCUGACAUUUCUAUCCAACCAACCCUGCCGGAUGUACCGAGCUCGCUUCUUCGCACAGUAUCCGUUCUCAUAACCCCGACGAUAACACAUUGCAGUCUGGCCACAGUGAUAGGUCUUGGUGUACGAGUUCGAUUGGAGCAAUCAUUACCUCCGCGUUUUCGCGUGGAUGUCCGGAUCAAGGAAGGGACACAUAGUACUGCCGAUGAAGUCAAUAAGCAAUUGGCCGACAAAGAAAGGGUGGCUGCUGCACUGGAAAAUGGUACGCUAAUGGGCGUCAUCGCAAAGAUGCUCGAAACGUGCCAAUAAUCCGAUCGUACUGCUAUUCGGACGCCGUUUAUGACCCUCGUCGGCGUCUCUACUAUGCCAUAAGAAUACCCGUUUCGACGAUGACUCGAUUUGACU